AUGGAUACAACUAUCUCAAACGUGGACAUCCCUAAUGACAUUCCAAAAAAAAAGGACAAGCAGGAAGUUCCUGCUUCGGAAUGCACACAAAAUGGAAUUUUAGAAAAAUACGAUAUUUUCUCAAAUGUGUACACCUCAAGCGAUAACCUCAGUUUUGUAGAUAGCGAGGAGGAUACCUCAUCCAAAAAUUUAGAUGACCUGAAAAACAGAAAUAUUUUGAACCUAACUGUCCACAACAUCAUAAAUAUAUACCCCAACAAUGAGAGGAACAGGGAGUUUAAGAAGUACAAGCAAAAGAAAAUAGAGGAAAAAAGGAAGAAGGAGUACGAUGAAGAAAGAGUGAUUAUCGAACAAAAGAAAAGGAUAUAUGAAGAGAAAAGACAGAAAAAACUGCACAUAUAUAACGUAGAGAAAAAGAAAAAGAAACUAAUAGAAAAGGAAAAAUAUAAUAAGGAAAAUAUAGAGUAUAAUUAUUUAAUGAUCUCAAAGCAUUUUGAAUAUUUAAUGGAAAAUGGGAAACACAGUGACAUUUACUUUUCCUUUCACGAUAUGUACAUUUCCCCCCUGAGGUUGUACUACUUUGCCAGUACAAGUGUGGAUCAAAUUUAUUAUUUAGAUUUAUCACGAAAGUGGCUUCCAGACAACUAUGUCUCUAUCAUACUUGAAUUGUGCUCACGCAAAAGGGUUAAAAUUUUGAAUUUGUCCUUUAACAAAAUAACUUUCAAGGGGGUGGCACAUUUCACCAAGUUUUUAUCGGAGAACAAAGCGCUGUUUUGUCUUAACCUGGAAAAUAACGACUUAACAAACAAAGGUCAAGAUGCCGAUGAGCUAAAUAAACUUUUCGAGUCCAUAAAAAAUAAUAAAGGAAUAAAAAUAUUGAAUUUGGCUAAUACAAAUAUGGACAAGAGAAAUGGAGAGAGUUUGUGCGAAAUGCUAGAGGCGAACAAUUCCAUAAUCGAAAUGAACUUUGAGAAUAGCAGUUUUACGAGGGAGCAAAAGCGCCAAAUAAUUAACUUCCUAAUACGGAAUAGAAACAUAUGGCUAAAACAAGCCGAGAUAGAAAAAGAAGAAAAUGAUAAAAUGGAAAAGGAGGAGAGCUACAUGCACGCGUACCUUAUGUCCGUCGAAUCGUCCAUAAUUGAAAUUGAAAAUAGAGAAAACCGAAGAAACUUGAAUAAAAUGGUAAAGAGAAGCGGAAACAGUUGA
Plasmodium inui San Antonio 1 is the source of this 1206-nucleotide messenger RNA. RefSeq lists its product as hypothetical. Lineage: Eukaryota; Apicomplexa; Aconoidasida; Haemosporida; Plasmodiidae. The transcript has 8 exons. The record is from RefSeq and is a predicted model, not a curated record. The coding region runs from base 1 to 1206 and encodes 401 amino acids.